AAAAAAAAAGUCUGUCCGAGAUUCCAAUAAUUCGUUUCCCUUCUCAACGUUCUGAGUUAUUGAUCUCUUCUCAGCGUUCCACCAAUUACACGCACCUCCUGCUACCUCUUCAACAUCUACUUCGAAAUUAUCACAAUUGCAGGUGAUGAUGUUAUUGUUAAAUAAGCAUUGGAUGCAGCUGAUGUGAGUUUCAACAAAGGGAAAUUCAGAGGCAUGUGUAUCGCAGUGUUCAUGUGGCAAGCUCAUACAAAAUACCCCUUCAUUCUCUUACACAACCGGGACGAAUUCUAUUACCGGCCCACAGAGCCGUUAGGAUGGUGGGCCGGCGACAUUAUAUUGGGCGGAAGGGAUGAGCUCGGCGGUGGCACAUGGUUGGGCUCCACCAGAGAUGGAAGGGUGGCUUUCCUCACCAAUUUCAGGGAAGUUGAAAGCCUUCUGGAACCCAAGACCAGGGGAGACUUGCCCCUGCGAUUCCUUCAGAGUAAGAAGAGUCCUCAGGAGUUUGCAGAGCAAAUUGUUGAAGAGGCACAUGUAUAUAAUGGCUUCAAUCUAGUUUGUGUUGAUAUUUGCAGCUCAACCAUGGUUUAUGUCUUCAAUAGGCCUAAGCCAGGUUAUUUUUCUGUAACACCAGGAAUUCAUGUCUUGACAAAUGCAGCCCUGGAUGCUCCUUGGCCCAAGGCAGAACGACUCCGCCAUAGUUUCAAGGAGCUUGUUGAUCGCUAUGGUGAAAGCGAAUUUCCCAUCAAAGAAAUGGUUGAGCAACUAAUGACAAACACGAUUAAGGAUGAGGACAGCAAGCUACCUGGGAUUCAUCCUCCAGAACGAGAACGCCCCAUGAGUUCCAUCUUUGUCAAAGAGGAUUUGACACGUUAUGGCACUAGAAGCACUUCUGCAUUGCUUGUGAAAUCGAACAAAGAAGUUAGCUUCUACGAGAAAUAUCUGGAUAAGGAGCAAUGGAGAGAGAACACGAUGGCCUAUCAGAUAAAUGAGACAUAAUGAACAGCAGGGAUUUAUUCUAAUUCUGCUAGUCAAUCUCCUUCUAAAAUGUCAAAUUUCGUAAAGCCAGGCAGCAACUAGAUUGAUUUUUCUAUAUAAAUUUAACCAAUGUAAUCUAAUAUUCUUAACUGUUAAGUUUGUACUGGAUUAGUUGAUUAAUAUUGGCAAAAACGACAUAUUUGCAAAUACAUUUCAUCAUUCU
This is a messenger RNA of Arachis duranensis, 1198 nucleotides long. RefSeq lists its product as uncharacterized. The transcript is spliced from 6 exons. The record is from RefSeq and is a predicted model, not a curated record. Lineage: Eukaryota; Viridiplantae; Streptophyta; Magnoliopsida; Fabales; Fabaceae. Bases 214 to 996 code for a protein of 260 amino acids.